CGCCCCUCAGGCCUCCCGUCGUUUUCGUCACUAACUCGGGUGGAGCAACCUAAAGUACGUACGGAAGAAGCGAAGACAAAAGCAAAGAGGCUCUGCGACAGCUAUAUGGCUGCGAGUCACCAAGUACACAGAACGAUGCGGGACGUGUGGGAAAAUCUCCGAGGCCCAGGUAGCGCACCUGCACCAUGGGUAAGAUGGCUUAACACGGCGCUGUCGCAUACGAGACUCAAAGUGUGGACGGUGACAGACGGGCUCCGCAGGGAGGAGGAGGAAGAGCGUUACUGGACGGAGAGGGCCGGUGAGCUGGACGAACAGACGUGGUCAGCAAAGCGAGACAUUGCCUGGCACUUCAAAAAGAGAUACAACAACGGCAUCCUAUUUGCCCUCUUGUGGGAGGCCGACUGGGAUAUCUUCCACGAUGCCGUCACAGAGACGCUUACCACGCUGCGGAAGGCGUUGGGAGAGCUAAGGGGCCUAGAGGAGCAUGUAUUGCCCAUGGUGGAGCGCGUGUUAACAAAGAGGACGGCAAAUGAUAAUCCCAACGCCGAGCCCACCAUGCCCGAGAACGGCGCCGGAUCUUGGUUCAAACUUUGGGGCAAGGGCGGUAAAGAGAGAGGAUCCGCAGGGAGCUUGGAAGAUCGACAGCUUAUGGAAGCCGAAAAGACGUUGAAAGCCCUCCGGGAAGUGGACAUAUCACGCCGACGAGUGCUACACAACGCUGUCAAUCUGGCGGCAUGGCUGACCGCCGGGAUACAAAGUGAUUUUGCGAGGAUAGCGGGACGGUGGCUGGAGCUACACGGCUGCGAAUGGCGCGAGCCAGUCGUCUCGUUCUCGCCUUACAAGGGAUCCGCCAAUUUGUCGUCGUCCACAUUCGCUUCUUCGUUCAGGCCGGAGUCCAUCCCGGGCGUCAGUGCACUUCUAGAAUUGUUGUUCGGCACGAUUGAGUAUACACUUCCCCCGGGCGAUGAGAUCUACGAUCGUCUUAGCCGUGUUGGCAGAGAGGCUGGAGAGCGGAUUGAACUGGCCGAGAAACGGAUUGCUUCUUACAUUCAGGGGGGCGGUUCAAUCUGGGAUCCCAGGAAAUUUCAGCGCAAACCGUAUUAGCAAGAGGCUUAAAGGAGUCGGGCCGCAACCUUUAAUGUCUGCUUACAUGCCCUCACAUCGUGUAUGCAUACCAGGAAUGCUUGGAGGAACAGGCUCUUGGGUGGCCACGUCUUUAUACUGUACAGUACAGUACAAC
Molecule: messenger RNA, 1240 nt
Organism: Canariomyces notabilis
Lineage: Eukaryota; Fungi; Ascomycota; Sordariomycetes; Sordariales; Chaetomiaceae
Exons: 1
Coding region: 106-1104 (332 amino acids)
Source: RefSeq, a predicted model, not a curated record